AUGGCUGAAAGAGAGAGGAAGAAUGCGGCUGUGUAUCGCAGCGUCUCUUUCAAAAAGUUGGGGUCCUGGAGCGCCAGCAGGAGUGAAGACCAACAACACAAAUCAGAGGAUUUGGAGGCAGCUGGCGUCGCCCUUCCCCCGGAGCCCAGCAAAGCGGAGCAACCUUUAGCGACGCGUAAUGUCAGCGUGUCAAGAAAAGUUUCCAAAAUCUGUGCCACCACCAACGCCGCCGGCCUCCCAACCGCAGAUUCAAAGAGAGGCUCCUCCGCUUCUCUCUCCUCUAUUUCUCCAUCCAUUCGCCAGCUCACAGAGAAGUUCAGCAGCAGUGGCUCCGCCGGGACGCGCAGAGGCUCACCGGGAGACGGCGCAGCGGUGACGAGGGGGAGCAGCACUCUUCCCCGGGCCAGGGGCUCCAGGAGAGACGGGUCUGCGUCUCGUAAAUCUUUUCACGAAGAAGGCGGCGGUGGUGGAUAUUUACAGGAUAGCGACACGACUACUGCGGAGUCUCUCACAGACAACAAAGUGCAAAAGUUUCUCUCUGGCACUGACUCUGUUUCAGGCUCCGACUCGGAGAGGAAGAGUGAGAAGCGGUUUUUUACACGUUUAUCCACCGACAGCAGCAGCAACAACUCUGGUAAGAGAGAUUAUUCACAGAUCAAUGCAUGUCCCUCUGAUCCCAGGAAGACUCUGACUACAGACGAAGAAGAGGAUGUUGCUAGUAGAGGGGUUCCUCCACCCUGUAAGUCUCACAGAAGUUAUUUUACACACCAUAGUGACUUUAUUCCCCUGCACCCUGACAAGUGGCCCAGUGUCACCAAAAUUAGACAGAUUUUUGAUGAGAGACAAAGCAAAGCUACGCUGAAGACUGACGCUGAGAAUUUAAAAGCGUCCGGCAGAGGCCAUCCACAGGACCUCAGCCAGAGUGAGAGUGCUCCUCUCUCGGAUAGAAGUGACAAAGUCUCACCUUGCAGCUCAGCUAAUGAAGCCAGUAGCCGGUCUUUGCAUGGAAAAUACACAGUAGAAGCACAAAGCAGAGGAAGCAGUACUGGUAAAGAGACUUUUUGUUACGGUAUGGACUUUUAUUCCAAAGCUGACCACCAGCAGUACUCAAAUGAUGAAGAGGCACACAUAGAGACACACAGUUCAAAUAACAACAAAGUUAUUGGCAGAAAUACUGUUCAAAGCAGAAGCAGUUGCAGUCGCACUGGGGGUAGUCACUACCACAGGAUUAACCCAUCUUCUUACAGAUCUCAUAGUCCCAGCACUGAGGCAGAGGGUGCCCAUAAGACCCCCAGAACGACAGGGCUGACAUCUGACCCCAGCCCUGACCUUCAACCCCCUGCUACUUCGUCUUGGAGUCGAUCGCAGGGCUUAGACACCUCCUCCCGCUCCUCCUCUCCUCAGCAGCCGACAGUGAGGGAGAGAAGGGAUAGACAGGGGGUCGGGCUGCCCAGGGAUAGUUUACAUUCCUCACAUAGCUCCUCUAGAGCGCCAGCCCCCACCUCCUCCUCCCCCUCUUCUGCUCCAGCUCCAGAUAAAGCCAUUACCUCCUCCUCCUCCUCUACUGUAGCUCCCUCCACUGAGCUAAGAGCCCCAGCAAGAGUUGCCUAUCCCCUCCGCUCCCGCUGGAGGUUUAGCUCUGGAGACGAAGAGGAGGAGCACACCAGGAGAAAAAGAGGAGGUGGAGGUGGUUGGAGUGUUCCUUCCGGCCCUGCUCCUUCCAUCUUCUACAGAGCAGGAGAGAGGGGCACCACAGAGCGAGGGGGCAGCUAUUUAUCCCGCAGUAAAAAUGGCUGGUGGGGUGCUAAGGGCAUUGGUAGGUCCUCAGGCAGUGAAGAGGACAGCCCUGGUUCCUUAGGCCCUCACAGUCGAGAGGCAGUGCGCCGCCGUUCACUGAGAAAGAAGAAGAAGGUCAGUGGAGCUGCUCUAGCAACAGGCCGUGAUGAUUAUGAUGAUCAUGAUGGCGAAUCAGAAGACAGCGACAGUGACACAGCCUUGACAAUGGACCACUUAGAGAGGCACCAGCAGCAUAACACAGGAGGAACAGCAUCUCGGAGCCACUCUGCAAGAGAACCCGGCAAUCACAGUAACAGAGCCAGGGUCCAGCAAUGGGAGCGCAUCUCCUCACCUGUGACUUCCACGACACUUCCUGGAGUAUCACGAGUGUCAAAGGUCAAUAUUCCCCCAUUUGCUUCCAGUCCUGGUGGUUCUCGUUGCAGCAGCCGAUACUCUAGCACUGAAACGCUAAAAGAGUUGGACCAGGCUAGUUGUGCCAGCCCUGCAGCAAAUAAUAGAACUACUUCCUCGUCCAUGCUGAGUAAAACGUACCAUGGGAAUUUCACCAUGUACCGAUCCCCAAGCUUUGGCCAUGGGGAUAACUUCUCCCGUAACCCUGUGCGGGUGCGCCCCAAGAUUGUGCCUACCGUCACCCCCUUACCUAGUGUACUUGCCAGAGAAAGUGGGGCAUCUACAGGGGUUAGGGGUAGUGAGGCUGUGGCAUUAAGGACAACAUCAGGUGGGGAUAAGGUAGAUGAUAAUGAUAAAAACCGAAUAUCCAUGUCCAACCCCGAUAUCACCUCAGAAACAAUGUCACUCUUAAGCUUUCUGAAAUCUGACCUGUCAGAGCUCAAGGUGCGCAAAACAAGUGGAGACAAAUCUGGGGUUGUUGAGGGGUCAUCGGUUUACAGGAUGGGCUCACGGACUCAUGGCGGGACACUUUUGCCUUCUGGUCGUCGCCCAUCCCUGAAAGACCUGACCGCCACCCUGCGGCGUGCAAAAUCCUUCACUUAUUCAGACAAACCCACAACAGCUGUUAGGUGUUACUUGACAGGUGGCACCACAAAGAGGAGCUCCUCUGAGCAGCAGCUUGACUUUGAUGGAGAGAGGGAUGGAGGGAGGGUGUCUGUGUCAGAUAGGGAAGUAGAAAGUGAUGGGGGUGAUUUUAGGGUUGGGAGAGGACAAAGAAUAAGGGACUAUAGAUUUGAUGAUGAUGAUGAAGUGAUGCCUCCAUUGCAGGAGAGGUAUGUGCAGGAAGCCAGGAAGGUCAUUCAAGAUAUCUGCCAGAUGAGUACUAGGGAAGAUGAUGAUGAUGUAGAUUUAAGGAGAACUGAUGAUGAUUUGGAGGAUGAAUGUUUCCAGGUCAAGAAAACAAACGAGGAGAAGGAUAAAGCAGCAGUAAGCAUUAAGAAUGAGGCAAGCACAGAUCAAGAGACUGAGUUUAAGAACACAAAAGACAGGGAUAAACAUGAGAGGGAGAGAGAGAACAGGGAGAGGGAGAGGAGCGAGAGGGAUGGACAAAGUAUGCAGUUGGAGAAGCUAAACAGCAGGAGCACAGAGUACAGGGAGAAGGCAACAAGACAGAGCAGAGAGACAGAGAGAGCUUUACUGAAGGGCGACUCUGAGGAAAGCAUGUUCUACGACCGCUCUGUGGAUGAACUUUCAGGCCAUGAGUCUAGUUUAACAGAUGAAGGGAUUGUGACAGAGCCAGAAACAGGCCCCACUGACCCCUCUGAGAGGUCAUUCUUGGGGUCAGCAGGGGUUAAUUUGGGGUCACGAAUUGCUAGGGAUGUGCUAGGGCAAUCAGUUCUCCAUGAGGCAGAAGGGUUUAAGCAGGAGAGAGAAGAGGUGACAGAGAACAGCGUGAAUUGUACAAAUCGUCUGAAUGAAGUCGGCGUACCUCCCUCCCUGCCUCUUCCUGUCCGUAUGGCUGAGAGUGACAGUAUCAUCAUGGAGCUGAGCGGCACCGCUGGUAUCAACAAUGUUAACGCUACCACGGAGGAGAUGAACGCCAACAGCACCGCAGGAGGAGGAGGACUUGAAGCCCCUGCAACCCCAAGUGCUAUCCGCCGAAGGCGCAAGUUCUCCCCCUCUGGUAAUAACAGCACAGGAUCUGAUUCCAGUAAUGGCAGUAAUGCAGAGUCAACAAUAGCAGCUGCCGGAAAUGGGGAGUCCACAGUCUACCGCUCUCUUAGCGACCCCAUGCCUCAGCGGCGCUGCUCUGUGGCAGAAGAAGGGAAUAACAAUUUUUCCUCUGUAGACAGCAACCUGUUAGGAUCCCUGUCUGUCAAAGGAGGAGGAGGAGGAGGUGCAACAGACUCCAACAUGUCAGAAUACAAGGGCAGUGUUGCCAGUGACUUGUCAGUUUACAGUGAUGGCGGGCUCCGUGAUGAUGGUGUUUGUGACUACAGUGGCGUCAUCAGGAGCAUCGUAGCUGAACCAGGUGCAAUGGACAGAUUGAUGACGGAUGACCAUGGCAAUGGCAAAGCUCCCAAGAAGAAGUCAUUCAGUGACCCCAGUCGCCGCAGUGAUGCCCCUUUACUUUCCCAGCAUGACCCUAAGUUUAAAGGUCAGACCGGCAGCACUCAGCCAAUCAUUGAACUGGAUCAAUCUGGCCACAUCCCACCAUCCAGUAGUGAGCCAAUCCUGAGUGAGCAGAGAGAGGAACUGUGGGAGCCAGAAGUUAAGCCUAAACACUCAUUGCUGCCACAGCCACAUCUCCAUGCAGACAGCAGUAAUAAAGUCAAGAAGGCUCGUUCUCAGUCAGAAUGCACCCCCCACUCUGAUAACCACAAGGAUGAAGAAGAUGAUGUAAUAGACGAAGGUGGAGAAGAGAAAGAGGUGCAGAAGUUUAACUUUGACCUCAAGCUAGCUGGGGUUCUGUCCCCUAGAAUGGUUCGUCGGCCCUCCAGAAAGCGUCCCAACAGGCUGGCUCAGUUUUUCUCUCACGAGGAUCCAUUUGUGCCCAAAGAACUGGGCUCAGAGGAGCAGGAAGAUAACGGCGACCUCACCCCUCCUCUCCCGCCUCCCCUACUGCAAUCCAAAUCCAAAACCAGAUCCAAGCAUAUCCGCCAUGCCAGCGAACCUGCCACUUUUAUCCCCAUCUCCCCACCUCCCCACCUCCAGCCACUGAAGGAAGCGGACUGCCUCGCCGUCCAACCCACCGCAGAGCCUCCAACCUUAAGUAAGCCUCCAGGAGAUGAGGCCCCAUCUCUGGAAGACGUGACUCAGAAAUAUAUUCUGGAACUGAGCAAUGCUGAGAGGGACACUGAGGGCCCAGGGCCUCUUCCAGCAGCCAGGGAUGGAGCCGAAGGUUCAGUGUCGGCUUCAGAGGGGCCCAGCGAGACCAGCACCAGUGGAAUUACAGAAACUGGACCACAGAAGAAGAGCACAGAGGAAACUGUGUCCACGGCUAUGCCACCGAGGACCAAGCCCAGAGUGGACAUGAGGAAACAUGUAAUGAUGACCCUCUUGGACACAGAGCAGUCAUAUGUGGAGUCACUACGCACUCUCAUACAGGGCUACAUGCGUCCUCUCAAACAGCCAGACAGCGGCUCCAUAGUGGACCCUCUGCUGGUGGAUGAGAUGUUUUACCAGAUCCCGGAGAUCCUGGAGCACCACGAACACUUCCUGGACCAAGUCUCCGGCUGCGUCAGCCAGUGGCACGAUAGGCAGACCGUUGGACACAUCCUCAUCCAAUCAUUCUCCAAAGAGACUCUAGCUAAUAUGUAUUCAGCAUACAUCGACAACUUUCUUAACGCCAAAGAUGCUGUGAGGAUUGCCAAGGAGGCCAAACCAGCUUUUCACAAGUUUCUGGAGCAAAACAUGCGUGAGAACAAGGAGAAACAGGCUCUGGGUGAUCUGAUGAUUAAACCCGUCCAGAGGAUUCCUCGAUACGAGCUGCUGGUUAAGGACCUGCUCAAGCACACCUCAGAGGAUCACCCGGACCACUUGUACUUACUGGACGCUCAGAGGGACAUCAAGCGACUGGCCGAGAAGAUCAAUAAGGGCCGUCGCUCCGCUGAGGAGGCGGAGAGGGAGGCCAGGGUCAUUCAGGAGAUCGAGGCGCACAUAGAGGGAGUUGAACAUAUUCUGAACCCCCAGAGGAAGUUCUUGAGACAGGAAAUGGUCAUGGAGGCGAAGACAGUCGGUGGGAAGAAAGACCGAUCUCUGUUCCUCUUCAGUGAUCUGAUCAUCUGCACCACUCUCAAGAGGAAGUCUGGCUCAUUAAGACGCAGCUCCAUGAGCCUAUACUCUGCUGCGAGUGUGAUCGACACUUCCAGUAAAUACAAGUUUCUGUGGAAGCUUCCCCUAGAGGAUGUGGAGGUGGUGAAAAGCGCCACUCAGGCAACAAACAAGGAGAGCAUCCAGAAGAUGAUUAGUCGAUUAGACGAGGAUCUCAGCACUCUGGGUCAGAUCAGCAAACUGUCCGAGACCCUCAGCUUCCCACACCAGUCCCUCGACGAGGUAAUAAAGGAUCUGAUGGCGUCGGUGCACAGGGAGCUGUCAGAGAAGCAGUCUCUGGCCUUCAGCAUGACCUUUCUGCCCACGAAGCUGGAGUUUACCACAGCCUCUGCUGAGAGCAGCUUCGUCUUCGAGUUCACCUCGCCUGACACUCGUUCCAACUUUGAACAGGCCUUUGAAGAAGCCAAGAAAAAGCUAGCAAUGAAUAAGGACCAGUGGGAACCAGAGUUUCUGAAGGCCAUCCCCAUUAUGAAGACACGUAGUGGGAUGCAGUUUUCUUGUGCCUCUCCCAGCCACAGCUGUCCUGACAGUGGCUGUGAGGUGUGGGUGUGUAACAGUGAUGGAUACGUGGGACAGGUGUGUCUGUUGAAUAUCAAAGAUGAGCCCACAGUGGAGGCCUGCAUCGCUGUCUGCUCAGCCAGGAUCAUAUGUAUUGCUGCGGUACCAGGACUCAAGGGAAGGGAGCGUGGAUCAGAGCCCACCAACGCCCCUACCUCCGGAGCACCCGGUCACGCCCAGAAGCAGCUCCAUAUAUCUAUCUCUCAUUCCUCUCUGGAGCUGACGGAGCAACCUACAGGACCAGGAGCGGAGCUUGUUCCAUUUGACAGUGAUGACACCGAUGAUGAAGAUUCACCCAGCCCUUCCUCCACUCUACAGAGUCAGGCCAGUCACUCCACCAUAUCAUCCAACUAUGGCAACGACGAGGGUCCAGGCUCCAAGGACAUGGCUACAGAGACCACCAGCAGCGAGGAGGAGCAGGAGUUCCCGGUGGCAAGCUCCUAUGGACCUCCAGGAAUGUUGGGGGUUGGCGGCGGAGGAGGACGCGCCCACACAGACAGCCCCAUGGACGGCCGCGCCAUGCGCCGCUCCUCAAGGGGCUCGUUCACCAGGGCAAGCCUGGAGGAUCUACUCAGCAUCGACCCGGAGGCCUACCAGAGCUCAGUGUGGCUGGGCACUGAGGAUGGAUGCAUCCACGUGUACCAAUCCUCGGACAACAUCCGUAACCGUAAAAACAGCAUGAAGAUGCAACACUCAGCUUCCAUCCUCUGUAUACUAUAUUUGGACAACAAAGUGUUUGUGUCUUUGGCCAAUGGAGAGGUGAUUGUGUAUCAGAGAGAAGCCGGUAGUUUCUGGGACCCUCAGUCUUCGCAGACGUUAGUUCUGGGCACGCCCAGUAGCCCUGUCACCAAAAUGGUUCCUGUUGGAGGAAAGCUAUGGUGUGGCUCACAGAACAGAGUCCUUAUUAUCAACACAACUACACUGGUACAAGAGCACUGGUUCCAGGUGGGCACAGACAGCAGUCGGUGCGUGACUUGCAUGGUGGCGUAUGGUCAGGGUGUGUGGUUGGCGUUGCAGGGCAGUGCGCAGGUCAGACUAUACCACGCUCAGAGUCGGGAGAGCCUGACAGAGGUGGACGUGGCGCCUGCUGUGCAUAAGAUGCUUGCAGGUGCAGAUGCGAUCAUCAGACAGCACAAGGCCGCCUGUCUGAGAAUCACUGCAUUGUUGGCCUGUAAGGAUCUGCUGUGGAUUGGCACCAGUGCAGGGGUGGUCCUUACGCUGGCGAUCCCAGCGGUGAGCUCAGGAACUGGGGCAGGGACGGUGAAAUCUCCACUGGCGCCGAUGGGCUCAGCUCAUGGACACACGGGCCACGUUCGGUUCCUGACCUCAAUUGAACUUCCGGAAGGGUUUGACAUGAACUUCCCUCCUACAACUGAUUCCACAGGCAACCAAUCCCAGAGUGGCAGCACAGUUGACGGGAACCUCCAAAGGCGUGACUCAGCACGUCGCCGAGCCUCUGCCCACAUCCCUAUAAAAACCAACCAUCUAGUAAUUUCCGGCGGCGAUGGCUAUGAGGACUUCAGACUGACCAAUAGCAGUGAAACAGUCGGACGGGACGACAGUACCAACCAUCUUUUGCUUUGGAGGGUCUGAGACAAUCAACCUCAGUUUGAACUUCCUGCCCCAGCCUCCCACAAGCUGAGAAACGGCGCACAAGCUCCUGUCCUUUUCCCCCACCAGACUCCUCACUUUUUGGUGUUGUUGUUUUGGUCUUCUGCUCAGUCCACCAGUCUCUAUGUGCAUAAUAUGGCUGUCACCUCCCUCCCGGACUUACUAAUGAAUAUGAUCACUUCAAACCCAGUUUUCUUGUGUUAAUGUUACUGAUGGUGUGCGUUGUUCCCACUGGGUGGUGUCUGUGCAUGUGUAUUGUCUAGAAAAGUGUCUUUAAACUCAAGUCUUUACUGAAGGAGUCGGAGAAGGGAAAAAAGUAACUUUCACACGUGGAUGUUUAGACUGCAACAAGUGAAGAAAAGAAAGACAGAAGAGGACUUGGACUCUGUAGAAUGUCUUUGCACAGGAGGUUGAAAGAGGACAUUUAAGUGAACUGAGACAUAAGUGGAGCAUGUAGUUGUCCUUUGACAUUUUCUGUUUUCUUGGACUUGGACAUCAACCCUUUACUCCAUCAUCACUUCAUCUUAGCCUGAACUACAGACAAAAUGCCUCCUGAUGAUCAGAGGUAAAUGUCAUGUAAAAAUAUAUGAAUAUCUAUGGGUGGAAGCAUACCAUCACAGGCUUUAGUUUAAUGGAUACUCUAAAUUUGCUUUGAUUUCUGCGGCUAGCUUAGCAGAGAGGAUCAGCUGGUGUCCGUAGACUGAGACUGCUAAAAUCAUCUUUUCUCUUGUAGAGAGAGAGAGAGAGAAUAAGAGCAUCAUUUAAGUGCAAUAUGUGGCAAGGGUAUCUAACAAGACUAUAAACACAUGCACACAGUCACACACAUUAAUGCACAGCCUUCACUCACUGAAUCUGAAGACAUUUGUGAAAAACAUAACCGUGUGUUUUCCACAGAUAAUCACAUUAUAUCUGAUUGUCUUAUUUAAUUUUGUAUGCCAGUUUAAGAUGAUAUGAACGUAGAUGAUGCCCACUGUUGGAGUUGAAUAGAAGAAAAGUGCAUUGGAGACAUUCCUCCUUCACAUGACUAUGCCAAAGCCUUGUAUGUAUUAGAAUUUUUGACAUUAAUUUCUUUUGCCAUGAAACUUCUCUUUGUUGAGCGGAAAUCAGGAGCUGAUGUUUUUUCUAUUGAUUUCUAUAGCAGACUCUUUGAAGAUGACGCUAGGCUGUGGUUGCAGAUAACAAUAGUUAUGUACAGUAUUUAUGGUUUUGAUUUUUAGCGCCUUCUUUUACAGCACUUAAUUUAUAGAAUAUGUAGCUUUUUUCUUUUUGAGUUGAAGAACAAGGAGGACCCAGCUUGAUUACCAGAAUAGAUAAAUGGGCAUAAUUGGGUUAGGGGUGUAACGGUACAGUCCCCUCAUAGUUCGGCACGAUACACACUACAGGGUUCUUGUUUUGGAGUUGUAUGGCUCCAUAAAUGGCUCUAUAUGGCUCUGGAAAUAUAUUUUGUCUCUACUCAUCUAUUGGCUGUUUCAAAACGAUCCAUCAAUCCCAAAAUUCAUGUCACUCUGUAUCCAAACUCAGACACUCUGUCGCCUGUGUGGGUGCCAAAUGCUCAGAUUUGCUUAAUUUUUCAAUACUUUUUCAGCUCUGUGGUGCAUAUUAUGGCAUUUUUGUUCCAGGGAAUAUAGCGCUAAGAUGUAUUGUUACACCCCGAAUGCAUAAACACAGAUUUCAGUAUUGAUAGUUGGAGAACAAGAUGCAUGUGGUUUGUGAGACGAGUGCUCAAGAUACGGAGUAGGUCAGAAGGACAAACGCUGAGCGCCUGCACGUGCCUUCUGAAGGCUAAAAGUUAAGCCAUUAAACACACAUACACACAGUGAAAAGUCAGCUCUCUCUCAUCCUGCAGCAGAUGUCUGGGGAAGUGAAGGGUGACUCCGACUUGUCCUUGUACAUACACGUUAGCCUCAGGCUUUGGGGUUAAGCAGUGAUUGUCUUUUAUCCCUCCGAGCCUAGAAAACCUCAUUGCACUUUGCCAGCCAUCUGGGCACUUCACCUCAGAUUUCCCACUUCCCAAAUGCAUCCACAUUAGGUUAACUCUCCCGCUGUGAGAGCUGCUAAUAGUUAAGAGGAUUGGUUGGUUGUUGUGAUAGCUGCUAACUAGCUAGUAGGCUCAAGUGUAUAAAGUAUAAAGUAUACAAAGGAGCUUGUUUGUGAUUUUCUGCCUAGUUUAGCUCGUGGUAUCUUGUGAAGAACACAGAGGUCAGUUUGAGGGUUUUAGCAAACAUUACAGGACUAAGUGACAUUGUUGGAAAUAUUAAACUCAGUUUCUUGUCAAGAGUUCGGUGCCACUCUCAUGUCAGUAUGUUUAAUACAACCAGUUAGCUUAGCUGAGCAUAAAGAAUGGAAACAGGGGCGAAGAGCGAGUCUGGCUCUGUCCAAGGACCAAAACUGAAACUGUCUAGAUGCUCUAAAGCUCGCUAAUUAACACAUUAUAUUUUGUUUCUUUGUUUCAAAUGAGAUAUAAUGUGUUCAUUUGUGAGCUAAGUUACCUUGCUAGCUGUUUCCACUGUUUCUUAAUGCUAAGCUAAGCUAACCCAUCACUGGCUGUAGCUUCAUAUCUAAUGAACAGGCAUGAAAGUGGUUUUUAACUCUAAAAGUCAGUAAGAUUAUUUCACAAAAUGUUCAGUUAUUCCUUUAAUGUCCUCUAAUGUUAAGGUAGCAGAUAGUGUUUUUUUUUUUUAUGUUCUGUGUGAUUCACAACAAAAUUAAUAUUUGUGUUCUCAGUGCCAAGAGCUGCCAAGUUACCGGUACCCAAGUAAAUGCUGUAUAUCUAUGCUGGCUGUAGAGUAAUGGAGAACUCCCUGCAGAGCAGAGUUAGUAUAUUUUCUGUGAACAGUGAGAAAAGAGCUACAAACACUCUCCAAAAGAGCUGGUAUCAGCGCGUCUAAAAGGGUUACAGUCCUUCAAUGAUGGGUCCUAAGUUCACUGAGUUUUGGGCUUUAAACAGUUCAUGAUUCUGAAACCGAUACCAAGAAGAAGAACCAAGAACUUUAAAUUGAGCUCAUUCAGAAAGUUUGUAGAUUUUCUUGAAAAAUCUGAAAAGAAACAUUUGCCUUAAGAACAUACAGUACUGAAAUCCAGAAGUUGCAUUUUAGGUUUGAACCCAGUGACUCUCUUCAUUUUACAGACAUACAAGCAUGCACACGCCAACACAUCCUAGAAAUGAAGUAAAACUAAAGGUUUUGAGAGAAUAAAGCAUGUUGCCAGCUAAAGAAAUGGAAGAUUUAAACGUAAUGUUUUUCACCGUCACAUCAAACUCAUUCAAUCAUUACUGUAACUCUCAGAAACUUGUAAGUAUAACCUCCUCAUGCCCGUAUGUGAAAGAAGUCUUUAUUGUUGUAAAUAUUGGUAUAUAUUGCCUUUUUUCUGUAAAUAGUGCACCCACGGUCAUCAAUUGUUGAUAUGAAUCUAAUGGCAUAUUUUUAUAUAUUUGUGUAAGGUUUGUUUUUUGUUUAUAUUCUUCUCCCUUCCUCCCUGGCAUGCGUGGUCAGUGACGUUUAAAUUAUAACUGCCAUAUAUCUUUCCAGAAGAAGACAAGAUGGCCUCUGUUGUUACCAGAGCGACUCAAAGAUGAGAGUUUUGAUGUUCUCACUGGUAGCCGUGUUAGCUCCACAACGUAUGUUUUGCCCCGUUACGGACGUCGACGGGAAGGUAACACAAUGUGGCAGGUCUUGCGCUGCCGCCUGGUCAUAACUCUGUUUAUCUCUGGCUCUGGUUGGCAUCUCGCUGUUGUCAUGGUUACAGUCUAUCAGUUACUUCCUGUAUGUAGCUGUUCUUGUUUUUGUCACUGUGGGUUCCUCUUUGUAAUUAAAUCAGUUCACUGGU
Molecule: messenger RNA, 12015 nt
Organism: Morone saxatilis (striped sea-bass)
Lineage: Eukaryota; Metazoa; Chordata; Actinopteri; Moronidae
Product: rho guanine nucleotide exchange factor 17-like
Exons: 24
Coding region: 1-8172 (2723 amino acids)
Biological process (GO): actin cytoskeleton organization
Molecular function (GO): guanyl-nucleotide exchange factor activity; protein binding
Source: RefSeq, a predicted model, not a curated record